Molecule: messenger RNA, 408 nt
Organism: Rangifer tarandus platyrhynchus (Svalbard reindeer)
Lineage: Eukaryota; Metazoa; Chordata; Mammalia; Artiodactyla; Cervidae
Source: the annotation of a GenBank genome assembly
AUGAAUGCAGCCUCUUUCUCUUCUAUAUGUUCCAGGUACAUUUUUAUUCUGGCCUCACUGACCCUGGUGCUUGCUUUCCCCACAAGAAUCCAGUUUUCUCCUAAAAAAAUCAGGCGUAAAGUUCUUAUUAGUCAUGAAGUUCUACUUCUUUCAUCUUCCCCAUUGUCUUUAUCCCACUUUGAGCACACGCACACACACCCACCCCCACUGUUUCCUGGUCGUUUGUGGCACUCACGGCCAGAAACGGGAACCAGGGUGCAGCGGUGGGACUUUGUCAGGAGGAUGAUUCAGGGCUCAGGCUUUAGCACCCACCCAGGAAGCCUCUUGCUGGUCCCUACCUAUGUCUUCUUGGCCCUAGUCUUUAUAAGCAUUUGGCUCACAGUGGACGUGUUUGGCAGCCUGGGCUAG